Molecule: messenger RNA, 976 nt
Organism: Gossypium raimondii (Peruvian cotton)
Lineage: Eukaryota; Viridiplantae; Streptophyta; Magnoliopsida; Malvales; Malvaceae
Product: NDR1/HIN1-like protein 13
Exons: 1
Coding region: 119-856 (245 amino acids)
Cellular component (GO): plasma membrane
Source: RefSeq, a predicted model, not a curated record
GUAUUGCCUUACAAAACAAAUUCAUUCAUUCAUCAAUUAGAUUUGCUUUUGGUUCAUCGAAUUAUACAAAUUUAUCCCAAAUUUGCAAACUCGGUCCCUGAUUUCAAAAAAGCAAGUAAUGUCAGAACCACCAUUGAUACCGGUUCUCCAAAAGCCACCUGGAUACAGAGACCCAAACUUACCUGCGGCGGCUCAGUCUGGGUUUAGGCCGCCGCCGCGUAAACCGGUACUCCCGCCAUCUUUUAACCCAAGGAGACGAAAUCAUAGCUUCUGCCGUGUUUGUUGUUGUUGGCUCUGUAUCUUCGUAUUGGUCUUGGUUCUCCUCGCCGUCAUCGGCGUUUUAGUUUUCUACAUUUGGUUCGACCCGAAAUUCCCCGUGUUUCGUAUUCGGUCGUUUCGGACAACCCGGUUUAAUGUCACCGAAAGACCCGACGGAACCUACCUCGACGCCACGACGACGACGAGGCUCGAAAUGAAGAACCCGAACGUGAAGAUAACGUACUAUUACGGCAAAACGGAGGUUGGAGUGAGCGUCGGGGAAGGAGGAGAUGAGACUCCGGUGGGAACAACGGCGGUGCCGGGUUUCACUAUGUGGAAACAGAGCACGAUGAGCUUGAAAGUGGAGACGAAGGUGAGUAAUACGCUGGUGGAUGAUUGGGUCGGGAAGAGGCUACGGAGCCGGUACCGGAACAAGAUAUUGGCGGUGAACGUGGAGGCUCGGACGAAAGUUGGUGUGAGUGUGACGGGGUUGAAGAUUGGUAAGGUGGCGGUGACUGUUAAGUGCGACGGAAUCACCAUGAAAGAGCUUGACGGUGGUGACAUGCCUAAAUGCGUCAUCGACAUGUUAAAAUGGUAAAUAAAAAGAUAUUAAUUUUGAUACUUAGAUUAAAUUUUACUCAUUUUACUUUAAAAUAGAUAAAUUGAUCUUUAUAUAUUACAUCAAAAAGUAAAUUAAUUCUUUAUGUUAAAAUUUUAA